UCUGGAGCCUGGAGCUUCACCAGUCUUCAGAUCUACUGUCUGCUCAACACCCUGCAGUGGUCACAGCUGUUGGUCUGAAGUACAGCAGUCUGGAGGGAUUUACGCCUCAGUGGAGAGAGAUAGAUGCUAUUUACUGCUACCCGGUUUACUUUAACUGUGGAGAAGUCCUGUCCCAGGAGCAGAAGAGGAAAAUUACAAAGUAUUUCCAGAACAAACGCAGAUCAGGUGGAGGAGAGUGUUCGCCUGUGGAGGAAGUUUCAGGAAACACCUACAGGACUGCUCUCAGACAUCGAGAAGAUCAACAGUCGGUGCUGCAGCGGACACAGCACGUCGUACAGCUUAUGGAAGGUCGUCUGACAUUGACUGUCAAGGAAAGUCUGGACCCUCAAAGCUCUGGACACACCUCCACUUCCACCACCUCCACCUUCUCCUCCUCCUCCACCUCCUCCACCCGUCCAGCCCAGGUCUUCCGGUCUGCUCAGGAGGAGAUUCAUCAGAACCAGGAUCAAGGUCAAGAGUCAAAGCGGAUCGUCCUGCUGGGAAAAACUGGCAGUGGGAAAAGCAGCCUCGCUAACAUCAUACUUGGAGAGAACUUGUUCACUGUACAUGAUUCUUCUGUUUCUGGAACUGCCACAUGUCAAUCUGAAACCAGAGAUGUCGGUGACAGAAAGAUCACUUUGGUCGACACGCCUGGUUUGUUUGAUACAGAAAGGUCAGAGGAGGAUUUGAAGCCUGAGAUCAUAAAGUGCAUUACAGAGUGUGCUCCUGGAAUUCACGCCUUUCUCAUCGUGCUGAAAGUUGAGAGAUUCACAGAGCAGGAGCAAGCCGUCAUCAGCAAAAUAUGUGAAUAUUUCUCUGAAGACGCUCUGAAAUACGCCGUGGUCGUCUUCACUUUUGGAAAACAGCUUCGUAAUGGGAUGAAAAUUGAGGAGUUCGUCAGUAAGAAUCCAAAGCUGAGAGACCUGGUGAACAGGUGCGGCGGCCGUUGCCACGUCUUUGAUAACGAAGACUGGAACGACAACGCACUGCAGAACGACUACAGGAGCAACCAUUUCCAGAGGGAAGAGUUACUGAAGACCAUCGACAAGCUAACGGUGGAAAGAAACGGCCAAUGCUACACCAACGACCUGCUGAAAGCUGUGGAGAGAGAAAUCCAGAGAGAGGAGGAGCACAUCAGGCAGUCAUCUCCAGAAGACCUGCCACCAGAGGAGAUCAGAAACCAGGCCAAACGCCAAGUGGGAAACAGAUUUCUGAUUGAACUGGCCGGAGUUACAACGGGGGUUUUGUUGGGAGCUUUGUUUGGCGUCGAGGCUCUGGUUAGAGCGGUUACAACAGUUGUCAGAAAAACGUCUCAAACACAAAAUCUUGAGACUACGGUCAGAAGGUUAACAGGAGUGCUUGCAGCAGCAGCAUAUACAAAAGUGGGCAGGAUGGCAGAAGAGAAAGUGUCAGUAGCUGUCCGAGUGGCAGCGGUUACAGGUGCAGUUGCCGCGGCUGCAGCAGGAGGCGUCAUGGGCGGUGUUAUUGGCCAUGAAGCAGCUCAGGAAGCAGAAACAAUGACGGAUGCAAUGAAAAAUGCAGCAAAAGCUUUAAAAGAAAGAAGAAGUUUAAGGCUGCAAGAAAACACAUUUCAGUCACUCACAUAAAAUAAUACUUAUCGAUGGGGUAAGUAAUACACUUCUAACAGAAAGUGGUUAAUGCAGCAGUCAUAGAUAAAUGUGUGUUUUAAUGAUGUGUGUUUGAUUAUGAGAUGUAAAAUAAUCCCAAUGUUUAAUGGAAUCGCACACUUGAGGGCACAGCAGUAAACUACAUUUUGCUUCGUUAUCGACAUGUUAAAGUCCCCAGAACUGGAUUCCUAAAUUUUAUAAAGGUGUGCAUGAACACUGUGUGAAUGAAGUGAAUCACAACUGAAGCAGCGAACAACCUGAAACCCAACGGUGUCAACGUGUGGUUGUUGUACAGUUGAAGUAAAUUGUGAAAAUCAGCUAUUAAGGCUUAGCUGAGUCUGACAGAGCAUCUAAAACAAUCCUCAUUUCUGUGUUAGGACACACAGCAGUUCAGUGAACGAGUCAUUCAUUUGAACGGAUCUUUUAAGUGAAAGAGAGCCGGUUCUCGGCUGUCUGAGAGCCGUUCCUAUGUCCAAACUGUCCCGGCGUCCUUCACGUGUCUCCUGUGUGCCUGAUGAGUCCGAGCUGUCAGCGCUGCCUUCAUGUGAGCGACUGACCACGUCUCUGAGUUUCAGUUUUCCACAGCACGCUCCAGUCAGGACUGAGAAGCGGUCUCAACCCAUUCUGGACCAUGCUGGUGUACCGGUGACCUGCUGCUCAAGCGAGGAGGAGAAGGAUGGCACCGCUUCUGGGGAUGAUAAAAUAUUUGUUAAGACCCCAGUGGCUUGCUGCAGGACACCAGAGUCCUCUCCAUCUGCCACGAUGACUAUGACCUGAACAGGACCCGCCCACUGGAGCUUCUCAGCCAAUCACAGCACAAUAAAUGAUGAACUUCCUUUUCCACUAUACUCACUCACACACAUCCCUACAUACAUACUUCUCUUACGUGCAUAUAUUUUCUUUGUACAUAUGUGUGAAGCUCACAAAAUAUGUGUUUUGUUGAGAUUAUUACUUUUUGUUUCCUUUCCUCCCAUUACAAUGGUAUUUUACUUUAAUCUGAUGGAUUCCUGAUGAGAGACAGAUUGAAGUGUACAAUGAUAUGCUGUUCUCCAAAUGGACACAGGGGGGCAGCACCCUCCAGUAUUUGUCAUUGUUCACAGUGUCAAAGUAAUUCAUCAUAGCUGCAAAUGAGAUUUAUUCUUUUUAUGAAGUGAUCGCUUAAAAAAUGUGUCAUUAUGAAAAGAAGCACUCCUUCAAUGGGAGGACAAAGAUGUUAAAGUGUUUAAAAGUCGAAGUGCAAACAUGAUUGAUGGCAGAAAAUGUGAUUUAAAGAGAAAAUGUGUGUCUGGGUUCCGUCCGAGUUUUUAUAAGUUAAUGUUUGAACAAUAUGUCAAUAUCAUCUGGAGAUAUUUGUGUGAGAAGAAAUAUGAAGAAAAUAUGGCUUCAUGUUAUCCAAAGGUGGAUAUUACCUGUGCUUUAAUACCCAGCAGAUAGAAUAACAGAAAAUCAAUCAUUAAUGCAGUUACAGAGUUAAGAUGAAGAUGUUAAUAAACAUAAUCCGGAUGGAUGGAGAAUGAGCAACAGUUGUCCUGCGUCGCUGAUUUCUCUGUAAUAUUUUCAACAUUUCCAGAGCGCUCCUUUCUAAGGAUUAUCCAUAUAUCUUCCAGCGGAGACUGAGCUGGGACCCGCUACAUAUGCAAAUAUGCCUGUUUAUUUAGGAGAAUGUAUGCAUGUGAAAGCAGAAUAUAUGUUUGAAAAGACAUUGGCCUUAUUUUUUUUAAAUCAAAAUUUGUUUUUAAUUGUCAAAUAAUCAAAAACAUUUGAAGCUGGCAGGCAAUAGACUUACAUAGAGC
Molecule: messenger RNA, 3460 nt
Organism: Salarias fasciatus (jewelled blenny)
Lineage: Eukaryota; Metazoa; Chordata; Actinopteri; Blenniiformes; Blenniidae
Product: GTPase IMAP family member 7-like
Exons: 4
Coding region: 342-1646 (434 amino acids)
Molecular function (GO): GTP binding
Source: RefSeq, a predicted model, not a curated record